AUGCUAAAUCAACACGCAUACGUAGGCAGAUCCAGAUGUCGCUCAUCAGAUGUGCAUGUCCCCCUGCUGUUUGAUUUCACGUCUUACUUUUACUGUUUAAGGAGAAGUGAGAGCGUUUCGCUGAACGAAAGCGACGAUCGUGUCCGUGAGCUGUCAAAGGAAAACGUCACUCUCAAAGAACAGGUGUUCCUCGCGCAGGAGAAGGUUCGAGAACUCCAAGUUGAACUUUCUGCUAAAAAUAGCGAAAUCGCUUCGGCUAAACGUGGAAUCGAAGAGCUCAGCCGGAAUUCGGUAAGAGAUGCUUACCGAGGUUACUAG
This is a messenger RNA of Cooperia oncophora, 318 nucleotides long. The record is from the annotation of a GenBank genome assembly. Lineage: Eukaryota; Metazoa; Nematoda; Chromadorea; Rhabditida; Trichostrongylidae.